Molecule: messenger RNA, 3749 nt
Organism: Cloeon dipterum
Lineage: Eukaryota; Metazoa; Arthropoda; Insecta; Ephemeroptera; Baetidae
Product: structural maintenance of chromosomes protein 1A-like
Exons: 18
Coding region: 45-3671 (1208 amino acids)
Biological process (GO): sister chromatid cohesion
Cellular component (GO): chromosome; cohesin complex; nucleus
Molecular function (GO): ATP binding; ATP hydrolysis activity; DNA binding
Source: RefSeq, a predicted model, not a curated record
CAUAAUUAUUAAAUUUCUAGGCUCUCGUUGGUUGAAAAUCAACGAUGCCUGCAUUCCUUAAGUACAUCACCAUGGACAACUUCAAGUCCUACAGGGGCUCCCAGAAAAUCGGUCCUUUGAAGCCGUUCACGGCUGUCAUCGGCCCCAAUGGCUCCGGCAAGUCUAAUUUCAUGGACGCCAUCAGUUUCGUUAUGGGAGAAAAAACAUCGUGUCUGCGAGUGAAAAGACUGAGCGAGUUAAUCCACGGCGCCUCCGUUGGCAAACCAGUCUCUAGAUCGGCAUCCGUGACCGCAAUUUUCGAGCUGGAGGAUGGCACGGAGAAGAGUUUCUCCAGGGUCGUCCUCGGCUCCUCAUCUGAGAACCGCAUCAAUGAAGAAACCGUCAGCAGCCAGCAGUAUCUGUCAGAGCUGGAGAUGCUGGGAAUCAACACAAAGGCCAAGAAUUUCCUUGUCUUCCAGGGCGCGGUCGAGUCGAUCGCCCUGAAGAAUCCGAAGGAGAGAACUGCCCUGUUUGAGGAAAUCAGCAGAUCUGGUACUCUGAAGGAAGAGUACGACCGGCUAAAGGUGGAGGUGUCACAGGCGGAGGCGGACACGCAACACACUUACAACAAGAAGCGCAACAUCGCCCUGGAGAGGAAGGAGGCGAAAAUGGAGAAUGAGGAGGCCGAGAAGUACCAACGGCUGAAGGACGAGCUUGCCGAAAAGCAGGUUGAGUUAGCGCUUUUCCGACUCUACCACAACGAGAAGGACAUCGAGGUGAUCACCGACGAGCUGCAGACGCAGCAGCAGGUCGUGCAGCGCAUAGAGCAGUCCAAGGAGGGCAAAGAGGAGGAGCUGAAGGAGAAAAAGAAGGAGCAGGGUAAGAUUGGCCGAGAGAUGGCCAAGACUGAGCAGGAGAUCAGAGAAAUUGAAACGGAGAUUAACAAGAAGCGGCCUAUGUUUAUCAAGGCCAAGGAGAAAGUGGCCCAUCAUCAGAAGAAACUGGAAACGGCCAAGAAUUUGAUGGCUCAGUCCAAAAAGGCGUAUGACGCCCACAUGGAAGACAUUGCCGAGCUGGAACGCGAACUGGCCGAAGUUGAAAAGAAGAGAAUGGAUUAUGAGGAAACCAUUGCUGGAGAAUCACAGCAACAAGGCAAAGAACUUAACCUGGAAGAAGAUCAGAUGAACCAGUACCACCGUCUGAAGGAGGAGGCGGGCCGUCAGUCAGCACUCCACCUGCAGGAGCUAGACUCAGUAAACCGCGAGCAGAAAUCGGACCAGGACCGCCUGGACAACGAGUACCGCCGCAAAACCGAGAUAGAGAACCGACUGAAGCAGAAAGGUCACGAAAUAGACGAGGCCGAGAAGCGAAUCAAGAAACUGGGCGAGCACAUCCGCUCAAGCGAGUCUGCUUUGGAAGAGCAGCGGCGGCUGCGGCGCGAGUUAGAGAGCGACGUCGGCUCAAGCAAGCACAAAGUGACCGAUUUGCAGAGGGAUUUGGAAAAUGUGGCCGAGCAGCUUGACGAAGCCCACGUGGAUAAACAUGAAGAAGCCAGACGCAAGAAGAAGCAGGAGAUUGUCGAGAACUUCAAACGGCUCUACCCUGGAGUGUUCGAUCGGAUGAUCAACAUGUGCCAGCCAAUCCACAAGCGGUACAAUAUGUGCGUGACAAAGGUUCUGGGCAAGUUCAUGGAGGCGAUCGUGGUGGACACGGAGAACACGGCCAGGCAGUGCAUCCAGUACCUGAAGGAGCAGAUGCUUGAGCCGGAAACCUUCCUGCCGCUUGACUACAUCCAGGCCAAGAACUUGAAAGAGAGGCUCAGGAACAUCCAAGAGCCGAAAAACGUCAAAUUGCUGUACGACGUGUUGCAGUACGAUCCUUCAGACAUCAAAAGAGUCGUUCUUUUCGCUACAAACAAUGCUUUGGUUUGCGAAUCACCUGAUGAUGCCAUGAAGGUGGCGUACGAGAUGCAAGACGGCCAGCGUUACGACGCCGUGGCGUUGGAUGGCACGUACUACCAGAAGUCUGGCAUGAUAAGCGGCGGCUCUCUUGAUUUGGCGCGCAAGGCAAAGCGCUGGGACGAAAAACACUUGUCUAACCUCAAGUCGGAGAAAGAGCGGCUGAUCAAGGAGCUGCGCCAGACCAUGAAGAAGUCGCGUAAAGAGAGUGAAUUGACCACGGUCGAGUCGCAGAUCAAGGGGCUGGAGACGAGGCUUAAGUACUCGAAGAACGAUCUUGAAAACACCAGCUGCCAGAUCCAGGUCAUCCAACAGGAGAUUAAGCAGCUCAAGCAGAAUCUCAAUUGUUUUGAGCCCAACAUCACGAUCAUCGAGAACAAAAUGCGCAAGAGGAACGUGGAGAUCGAGAAAAUCAAGGAAAACAUGAACAAUGUCGAGGACAUAGUGUUCAGGGAGUUCUGCGUGCAGAUCGGCGUGAAGAACAUCCGCCAGUACGAAGAGCGAGAGCUCAGAACACAGCAAGAGCGGGCCAAGAAACGCCUCGAGUUUGAAAACCAGAAGAACCGAAUCCAGAAUCAGCUUGCCUUUGAAAAAACCAGGGAUACUGAAAGUAACAUGAGGCGGUGGGAGAGAGCUGUGCAGGAUGACGAGGACGCGUUGGAGAAGGCGCGGCAGGCAGAGGGUGUGCAGCUGGCGGUAAUAGACAAGGACAUGAAGGAUAUGGACAAGCUGAAGAACGAGCGGCUGAACAAGAAGGUCGACUACGACCGACUCGAGGAGGACAUUGGCAAGAUGCGGCGUGAGGUCGGGGUAGUCGCCAAGGAAAUACUGACCGCGCAGAGGCAGGCGUCCAUUCUUGAGUCAAAGAUCGAGCAGAAAAAGGGCGAAAGACACAGUAUCCUCACCCAGUGCAAGAUGGAAGAUAUUCCCAUACCAAUGCUGAGAGGCAACAUGGAGGACAUAGGAGGUCCUGAAGCUAACAGAAUAAAGAUCGACUACGGUGCCCUUCGGUCUCAGUACAAAGACCUGGUUGACCCUGACGACAAGAAGAAAAUGGAGAACAGUCUGGGCAAGAAGCUGAACGAGUGCAUCGCCAACAUUCAGAAGAUCAACGCGCCCAACCUCAAAGCGAUGCAAAAGCUGGACAUGGCCAGGGAGAAGCUGCAAGAGACGGACAAGGAAUUUGAAAACGUGCGCAAGAAGGCGCGCAAGACAAAGCAGGCGUUCGAGCGAGUCAAGGCUGAGCGCUACAAACACUUCAUGGACUGCUUCCAGCUCGUCUCAGACAGAAUCGAUGGCAUUUACAAAAGCCUCGCGCAGAACCAGUCGGCGCAGGCCUUUUUGGGUCCGGAAAACCCAGAAGAGCCAUACUUGGAUGGAAUCAACUUCAAUUGCGUCGCCCCAGGAAAGCGGUUCCAGCCCAUGUCCAACCUUAGUGGAGGAGAGAAGACAGUUGCUGCCCUUGCCCUGCUUUUCGCCAUUCACAGCUACCAGCCAGCGCCGUUCUUCGUGCUCGAUGAGAUCGACGCUGCCCUGGACAACACCAACAUUUCCAAAGUGGCCUCGUACAUCGUGGAAAAGACCAACUCGCUCCAAACCAUUGUCAUCUCCCUGAAAGAGGAAUUCUACUCUCACGCCAAUGCUUUGAUUGGAAUCUGCCCCAACAUUGACCAAGGAGUGCUGGUGAGUCAGGUGCUAACCCUGGACCUGAUGGAGUACUAUGAGCACAAAUAGGUAUGAACUCAUCAUCUUUAUUUGCUGCUCUUGAAUUUUACCUUUUCGUCUACUUGUUGUAAAUAAUUAAUAUCAUUU